UCGCCUCGUGUUUUCGGUUGCGAGGCGGCUCGCUCGUUCUGCGAUCUAUUGAGAGUGGCUUCCGACAGCCCUGAGUUGAUGUCGGGGAGGGAGGGAAGAUGGCUGCCGUGGCGGCGGGCGGCCUGGUGGGAAAGGGGCGCGACAUCAGCCUGGCCGCCCUGCAGCGCCACGACCCCUAUAUCAACCGCAUCGUGGACGUGGCCAGCCAGGUGGCUCUGUACACUUUCGGCCAUCGGGCCAACGAGUGGGAAAAGACUGAUGUGGAAGGAACCUUAUUUGUUUACACAAGGUCUGCUUCUCCAAAGCAUGGGUUCACCAUUAUGAAUAGGUUGAGCAUGGAAAACAGGACAGAACCCAUUACUAAAGACCUGGAUUUCCAGCUCCAGGAUCCUUUCCUUCUCUACAGAAAUGCCAGAUUGUCCAUUUAUGGGAUUUGGUUUUACGAUAAAGAAGAAUGCCAAAGAAUUGCAGAGCUUAUGAAAAACCUAACUCAAUAUGAACAGUUGAAAGCCCAUCAGGGAGGUGGAACAGGAAACUCCCCAAUGAUCCUCAAUUCAGGAGAGGGCAAGGAAGUAGAUAUCGUACGAAUGCUCACCAAGGCCAAAGAUGAAUACACCAAGUGUAAAACCUGUUCUGAACCAAAACAGAUAACCAGUUCAUCUGCCAUCUAUGACAACCCCAAUCUCAUCAAACCAAUUCCAGUGAAGCCCAGUGAAAACCAGCAACAGCGCAUACCUCGACCCAGCCAGACCGUAGACCCCGAGCCCCAGCACUUGUCCUUGACAGCUCUCUUUGGGAAGCAGGACAAGUCUCCGUGUCAGGAGACCGUGGGGUCCCCACAGACCAUCCAGCAGCUGCAGCGGCAGGAGCCACUUCCCAUGAGGCAGGGAGUUGUACGCUCCCUCUCCUAUGAGGAACCCAGAAGACACUCACCCCCCAUCGAGAAGCAGCUCUGUCCAGCCAUUCAGAAACUCAUGGUCAGGAGCGCAGACCUCCACCCGUUGUCAGAGCUGCCUGAAAACCGGCCCUGCAGAAAUGGCAAUACCCAUUCUGCGGGGGAGGUUUUUCUGGGACCUGUGCAACCAGGGUCUCCCCAUAGCAUUGGGACUUCUCAGCGUGUACAAAGUGCUUCCAGAACUCAGAGCCUUUUGGAGAAGCUUCAGAAUGCCCCGAGGCCAGCACAUAAGUAUGACCCUAGCACUCCAGCACCUGCCAGCUCAGCUGCCCCGAACCUCAGCACCGCUCUCGCCACUGCCACCCCUGGUGCCCCAGUAAAGGGGCUGGCUCAGGCGCAGGCGGGGUAUUUCAGUGCCUCCCUUCCAGCUCCGACACUAGGACAUCAGGCUUGUGGAAAGGAGCCGUCGGCACACCCAAGACCCGCGCUCCCCCACUCUGGCAGUCAGACUGGCAGUUCUGGGGUGAUCUCCCCCCAGGAGUUACUGAAGAAGCUCCAGGUCGUACAGCAGGAGCAGCAGCUGCACGCACCGAACCGGCCGGCCUUGGCAGCCAAGUUUCCGGUGGUGACUCAGAGCUCCAGAGCAGGGCAAGCCCUGGAGUCCUGGAUGGACAAGACAGCUGGCACAGAAAAGCAGACCCCUCUUUUUCAGGCCACCUCGCCUCCGCACGUCCCGGCCCCAUGGGCUCCUUCUCUGCUCAUGUCCCCCAUGGUGUUCACACAACCCACCUGCGCCCCACCGAAGGAGCGGGAUGGUGGGCUCUUGCCCCUGGGAAGCCAAGAACCAGCUGCCACUUCCACCAGCCUCCUCCUGCCUCUGCCGACCCCGGAGCCCCCCGUGAUCACCAGCAGCCCACUUACCAAGAGACAACUGCAGGAAGCACUGCUGUACCUCAUUCAGAGACAAGGAAACUGAGGCUACGUGACAGGCCUGAGGUCACAGCUAGUAAACAUCAGAGCUAGGCUUCAACCCCAGGCUGGCUGCAGAAUGCUCCUUCCCUGCAGGAGUAACAGGAGUGGGAGGGGCGGCCCCAGGAGGCAGGUUGGCCAACCACCUAGGGAAGCACACCCGGAAAAUAUAUGCGAGGCCUUGAAAAGGGGGGCACUGUCAUCCAGACAGACUUCAAGCACCUCAGAGUCGGGUAUCUUUUUGAUAGAAUCUUUACGAUAAUUUUCGUGGUACUUUGCUUAAGCUCUAGCAGACUUCCGGAGUGCUGGCUUGCAGACUUCCGGAGUGCUGGCUAGCACUCUGCAGUUGUCUCAUCCUGGUUGAAAAGACAGCAGUCUCUAUUCUUAAAAACGUUUUUUUAAAGGUCGCAUAUUUUAGAGAGAAGGGAAGGAGCAGGGGCUAGAAACGAGCGUCUACAUGUGAAAGCAGAUUAGCAGUCCGCUAAAGAUCAACCACAAAUGAGUGGGCCAUACUAAGUCAUGAACAAAUAUUAGGAUAAAAGUAUUUCCCACCUUGUCAACCCAUUCGUGAUAAGUUUGUGAGGACUUAGGACAUCUUUAAACUUCUUUUUUUUAUGAGCAAUAAAGGAAAAAACCCUAAAUUUGAAUUGAAAAGUUUCACAUUUUUCUGGUUCAUUGCAUUUCAAAAACAUGGCUCCAUAGAUCUUUGUACAGGAGCCAAGACUCUGGAAGUCUAGAGCAGGUCCUGUCUAUUGCUAGGUAGAAAAUUACAUUUAUGUUCCCUCCACUCUCUGCAUCACGCUUUACUUUCCCCCAUGUUGUAGACAUCAUCUUCCUGAUGAACUCUUGGAAGUCACUCACGCAAUCUGUUUUUAGCCUUUGCCUGUUGGUAGGACACAAUCUCAUGCACUGGGACUUUGUGGGAUAAGGAAAAACUGGGAUAACAUCACUGUCUUUCAUUGCAUGAGAAUAAUGCUAGCUCUGUGCGUGGGGUGCCAAGAGGGAAUGAAGGGGGAAUGUGAAAUGUGGGUGAAUUGCUAAAGCUUUAAAGGAUUUGAGUGGGAGGUAGAAGUCUCUAGAAUUAAAAACCAAGAGCACCACUGUUUAGCCAUGAUUCUCCCUCAGCCCUUAGCUAGGCAGGAGGCCCAGAGACUACCAGUCUCACGGCUGCCCACUUGCCAAGACCAAAAACUUGCUGUAACUCAUGGAAGAAUUAGGCUGGUUUUGAUGGUAUAAAUGCAGCAUCUUGCAAAUAAAUCGUAACUAAUGCCAAAGGCAAAGUAUACACAUCGCGGGAGACUUGGGAGGACCUUUAAGAAACAACAGCAAUCGCUUAACCAAACUUCGAGAACCCCUGAUCUGGAUCAUUGCCUCCCAAUCCAGCCUUCUGUUAGGACCUGUGUCUUUUCACACAACAGACCCAGGCUCUUCUUGAGUGAACCUCAUUCCACUCUGCCACGUGGCUGGGCCGCCCAUCUGGACUAUAUGUAAUGAGCACUUGGUGCUUCUCAUAUUGACUGUUGGAAACCAGCGGCUGACUCUGGCACUUGCCUCCAAUCCCACUUAACAUUCACAUAUUCAGGGCGCCUGGGUGGCUCAGAUGGUUAAGCGUCUGCCCUUGGCUCAGGUCAUGAUCCCAGGGUCCUGGGAUCGAGUUCCACAUUGGGCUCCCAGGUCAGCAGGGAGUCUGCUCCCUUUCCCUCUGCCUUUCUCCUCCACUCAUUCUCUCUCUCUAAAAUGAAUAAAUAAAGUCUUUUUUAAAAAAUUCACAUAUGCAGUGAAGAGCUACCUGCCGUUGGAGCAGACAGGUGGAGAGGAGCGCCCUAGCGUCAGCGCACCAGUUCAGCUCCUUGGGUUUCUGCCGACCAAAUCACAUCCUUGG
This is a messenger RNA of Ailuropoda melanoleuca (giant panda), 3746 nucleotides long. RefSeq names its product decapping mRNA 1B (gene DCP1B). The record is from RefSeq and is a predicted model, not a curated record. The coding region runs from base 99 to 1871 and encodes 590 amino acids. Gene Ontology annotation, molecular function: mRNA binding; enzyme activator activity. The transcript is spliced from 9 exons. Gene Ontology annotation, biological process: deadenylation-dependent decapping of nuclear-transcribed mRNA; positive regulation of catalytic activity; deadenylation-independent decapping of nuclear-transcribed mRNA. NCBI's taxonomy places the organism in Eukaryota, Metazoa, Chordata, Mammalia, Carnivora, Ursidae. Gene Ontology annotation, cellular component: P-body.